GAGAGAAAGAGGAGGAGAGAGAGAGGGAGGGAGGGAGCUGCAGCAGUAGUGUAUUUGGAAAAGUCAGGGAAAGAAAAGCUGAGAGUAGCAGAAGAAAGUUGAGGAGGUUUAGGGUGCACUGCAUCUGCAACAAGGAUUAAUAAAAAGCCCUUUUCUAACAGAGAGAGAGAAAAAGAGAGAGAGAGAGAAAGAGAGAGAGAGGAAAGAGCCGAGCAUCAUGGGAGAGGAGAUACAGUGCAGGGGGGAAGGGGGUUCUUUGACACAUUACUGCUGCCAGGUUGCACAGGUGUAAUAGACAUGUAUGCACAGCUCGACGGAGGGAUGCAGUCCAACUCAUAACCUGACUCCUGGCACAGACAGGGUUGGUGUAGUGUGCUCAUAUCCAUCACACCCUCUGCACAUGCCUACACUUAAUGCAAGCAAAUCAGCUGCGAUGUGGCUCAGUGUGUAACAUCCCUCAGUCCUGUGGAUGCUGUGGGAUUCGGAGGCUGGAUUUCCCCCCCUUUUUACUUUUCAGAAGACUCAUCAUCUUAAGGACAGGACAGGACGGAGCGGGAUCGGAGUUUUCAGCCUAAAGACCAGGACUGGAUAAAGAGCCACCCGACUCCUCUUCCGUCCUGAACGAAAACCCUCUUAAGGUGGACGUGGCUCGUUAAAAACAGUCCCGAAGCAGCGGCAGACGGCCCACCCACGGCCAUAAAUCAACACUCAGAACUUUGAUUUCUUCAUUAUCGCUUCCAGCAGCAACAACAGAGGAACAAGCAUGUUGGCGUGCCCGCUGACCCGCGGACGUGCACCAUAGGAUGCUAUUUCUGGAGCCUCAUUGCUUUUACAGAUUAACUGCCCUCAAAUAUGGCCCCAAUCCGUUCAUUGCAGCACUAGUUUGACUGCUGCCCGAGGUUGUGCAUAUUCCAGCUUCAAAACACCCCGCAGUGAGUGGGUCCAGUCAUCUGAAGGCCUGCUGCCUGUGGCCUGUUUUUAAAGCAGUGUCAGUCCAAAAGAACAAACACACAACUGUACAUCACUGCAGCUUGGAAGUCUUAUUCUCUUCGCCCUCACUUUUCACAUUUCUACCAGAUUAUCUUUACUCUCAAAGGGUUAGAUUGAUAUCCAGAGCUCUCAGACUAACACCAUGACACAGUGCACUGAAUAAGAUUUCACAUUUUAUUGCGAGAGACAUUUUCCAUGAGUUCCUAAAGGCAAAUCACACAGAAAUCCCAUUGGCUUGUGUUUUUAUUAGACUGUCUGGGGGGUAAUCAAGGUCCUCCAUCACCAGAAUUGACAUUUCCAUAUUGUAUGAGAGAAAGGAGCUGGCAUUAGCAUAUUCAUGAACGCUGACACACUCAAUCAUGUGAAAUGAAAGACGUGGGGGCAAAGCCUGAGCCAUCAGACCCUGAAACAAAUAGCUUAUGACACGUGAGGAAAAGAGGAUCUUGUGAAUCCCCCUAACGCAACUUCAGCACAACAUUCCAAAGCACACAGGAUUCCAGGAGGCAACCACCGGGAUAUUUCCCUUUGCUAUAACCCUGCUGUUUCACACUGGACUCUGGAACUGGAAUAACAAGAGGAAAAUUUAAGCGUUAGAUUAAAUAUGGAUUAUCACUGAAACUUUAAAGACGGCAAAGCAGCUGCCUGUUCAAAAGCUCAUCAGACUCUUCAGGGAAACGCUGUGCAGACUGAUUUUGUAGAUUACAGUUCCUUGUUGAUGUGGUUGACGCUUGCAUUUUUGGAAUUAAAAGAGAGGGAUGGAGAAUCUAGAUGAGCUGGAGCACCCUCUACUGGGAGAAAGCACCCAUAACAGCCGUGCGUCCGGGCCUGGGUUGGGGUCUGGAACCACCGGACAGGCCCCUGGUGGACUCUUGAAGGGCAUCUUAGUGAAGUGUGAGGAGGACCGGGCGUACCCUCCUCUAUCCUGGAGGAACUAUUGUGGACAUCCUCCUGAGCUUCAGCAGCAGCAGCUCCUGGACCCCUGCUCCUUACCUCGUACACUAGAGUCCUUUUACCCGGCAGCCCCCAUCUGGGGCCACGCAGACUCACUGCUAAGCAAGGAUUAUCUGGAGACCACCUUUGUGGACAUUCGACCUGGCUCAACGCUGGAGAGAAAGCUGCUGGCGGAGGCACAGGAUUUCCACAGUGUGUCCUACAGCAUGGAUGAUGAGGACGACCUGCUUCCUGAUUCUGACGACUCGUCCAUCGAUGACUUCAGUGACACAGACAGUGAGACCAACUUCCCGCUGAUGAUCCCACAGGACUACUUGGGUCUGGCCUUCUUCUCCAUGCUCUGCUGCUUCUGGCCUCUGGGCAUCGCUGCCUUCUACCUUUCACAGAAGACCAACAAGGCAUCGGCUCAGGGGGAUUUUCAGGGCGCCAACGCAGCAUCUCGCCAGGCUUUGUGGCUCUCCGUGCUCUCCAUUGUGUUUGGAAUCAUAACGUACAUCUGUGCCAUUGCCGCACUGAUCUCUUACCUGUCUGGAAAACCACCUUAAGAGCCACUCACACACAAAAAAAAAAAACCCAAACAAAAAAACCCAGACCUCUCACCACUCAUUUCAUGGAUAUCAACACAUGCCGGCAUACGUGUAAAACCUAUAGAUGUUAAAUAAUCACAGUAUUUGUCCACUGAUUCUGUCUCCAGUCAUGUUACACCUACACCAAAAGCAGCAAACGGACAUGAGGAGGUUUGGAGUAGAGCUCAUCAUCAUCACGUCCAACUGGAUCGAGCUUUGUUCGGCAUCAACUCAUGUAUAGAUUCACUCUCUAUGUGUGAUUAUUUUGUCGCCAGAGGACUUCCGUUACCUACCAUCGAUCGGUUCGUUCUGUGCUGUCAAGUGUCAAAAAACAACUGUGACGACUAGUGCAGAUUUGAUCACAGCAGUGUACAUAUCACUGUCACAAAAAGAUGAGCAAUGGAGAUGCAGAGAGGGUGAAAGGUGGCGCCGUCUGCCUCCGAGGAGUAAAGUAAUGUUCGGCGUACUGCGAUGGAGCCUGUAGAUUUAUGAGAAAGUCACAGCAAGGACGUGACACUGGCAAAGUCGUGGUAGACCUCGCCGUGGGUGUGAAGGAGGGGACGGCGUGGUGAGGAGGAAAAUGGGGACAGUCUUAGAAUCAAGGGUUUUAUUAAAAUGUAGAAUUAAUUGGAAACACCCACAGUUCCUUUGGACUAUGGACUUACACGUGGUCAUAGAUACAUCCAGGGUGCAUUCAUCUCCACUCACUGUUUACCUGCAAAAAUGACUGAUUCUGCUUCAUUAAUGCCAAGUCUAACCAGUUACAAUAUAUUAGAAAGUUAAAGAUGCAAUAUGUAACCUUUACACAUGCUUGUGUGAAGUUUGUCUUGGGGCUGAGUAGUUUGCUGAGGUUUGCAGAAUCGGCAGUGUUUACAUGCACAUUAAUAUUCUACCUUUAGUCUGAAUAUGAAAUUAUUCUGAGAUUCAUAUAAAUGG
Molecule: messenger RNA, 3443 nt
Organism: Sphaeramia orbicularis (orbiculate cardinalfish)
Lineage: Eukaryota; Metazoa; Chordata; Actinopteri; Kurtiformes; Apogonidae
Gene: tmem91
Product: transmembrane protein 91
Exons: 4
Coding region: 1746-2486 (246 amino acids)
Cellular component (GO): intracellular membrane-bounded organelle; membrane
Source: RefSeq, a predicted model, not a curated record